Messenger RNA from Tinamus guttatus (white-throated tinamou), 888 nucleotides. NCBI's taxonomy places the organism in Eukaryota, Metazoa, Chordata, Aves, Tinamiformes, Tinamidae. The record is from RefSeq and is a predicted model, not a curated record.
CCCCGGCCGCUGUGCCUGCAGGUCGAGGGUUUCCGCCGCGCCGUGGCCCCCAUCAUGGCCAACGCGGCCGCCGGCGUCCACCUGCUCUGCUACAGCCAGGAUACCGGGGACCUUCCGGGGACCUUCCUGGGUAUCAGGGACCUUCUGGGGACCUUCCGGGGUACCGGGGGGCUUCCGGGGACCUUCUGGGGUGCCAGGGGCUUCCAGGGACCUUCCCGGGUACCGGGGACCUUCCUGGGGACCUUCCGGGGUAUUGGGGCCUUUGGGGGUAUUGGGGACCUUCCCGGGUACUGGGGACUUCUGGGGACCUUCCCGGGGUCCUCCAGGGACCUUCCCGGGUACCAGGGCCCUCCGGGACCUUCUGGGGACCUUCCUGGGGCCUUUGGGGACACCAGGGACCUCCUGGGGUACUGGGCCCUUCCCGGACGCUGGGCCCUUCCCCGGACGCCCGGGCCCUUCCCGGACCCUGGGGCCCUUCCCGGACGCCUGGGCCCUUCCCGGACGCCCGGGCCCUUCCCGGACCCUGGGGCCCUUCCCGGACGCCUGGGCCCCCUUUACACCCGCUACCUGCGCUGGUUGUUCCCGCGACACAUGAAGUCCAACCUGUACCGACUGUGCUACACCCCGCUGGGCCAGGACGUGUCCGUGUGUAACUACUGGAACGAUCCGCACCACCGCGACCUCUACCUGAACAGCAGCGACUUCCUGGCCGUGCUCAACGACGAGCGGCUCAACCCCAACGCCAGCGCCUGGAAGCGGAACCUGCUCCGGAUCCAGAACCUCGUCCUGAUCGGGGGCCCCGACGACGGCGUCAUCACCCCGUGGCAGAGCAGCCUCUUCGCCUUCUACGACGCCAACGAGACCGUGCGGGAGAUGCGGGCACAGGCG